This is a messenger RNA of Necator americanus (New World hookworm), 648 nucleotides long. RefSeq lists its product as uncharacterized. The transcript has a single exon. The coding region runs from base 1 to 648 and encodes 215 amino acids. The record is from RefSeq and is a predicted model, not a curated record. Lineage: Eukaryota; Metazoa; Nematoda; Chromadorea; Rhabditida; Ancylostomatidae.
AUGUUUUGCAGAGAGGCGAUAAAGGAAGACCUCAAAGAGAGAAGAGCAGAAGUGCUGGCUGAAGCUGCAGAGGCGGGCCAGAACAUUCGCAACGCCCGUCGGAACUUCGCCAAUAGUAAAACAAUGACUGCUCUCCGGACCCCAGAUGGAACAAUUAGAGCAUCGAAGAAGGGGGAUGGGAAAGGUCAUUCACGACUUCUACUCGGAUCUCUUCGACAGCCACGUCUACUUGCCUCCUCACCAUCUGAGGGAAAAUGGACAUGUCAUUCCAAAGCUCCUCCCUUCCGAAGUCCAACACGCCAUCAUGUCCGUGAAGAAUCGUACUGCACCGAUCCCGACAGAAUCAAGUCUGAACAUCUGGAGUACCUACCUUCAGUCCUCAUCAAGACAUUGACAAGGUUCUUCACUCGUUAUCUGUCGGAACGCAAGGUUCCUAAACAAUGGAAAACCAGCAAGACCGUACUGUUGUAUAAGAAGGGAGACCCACGAGACAUCGGUAACUGUCGCCCAAUCUGCUUACUGUCUGUCAUCUACAAGCUCUUCACAAGAGUAAUCCUAAACAAGGUAGAAAGAACAUUAGAUGAAGGACAGCCAUGUGGUCAAGGAGAGUUUCGAAAAGGGUUCAGUACCAUUGACAACAUAUACUGA